Molecule: messenger RNA, 4832 nt
Organism: Bombus huntii
Lineage: Eukaryota; Metazoa; Arthropoda; Insecta; Hymenoptera; Apidae
Exons: 1
Coding region: 2777-3460 (227 amino acids)
Source: RefSeq, a predicted model, not a curated record
AAAUGCAUGGCGUGUCGCAAAGGGAUGAAAAUUACGACGUGUCCUUAAAGCGUAAAAUUCGUUCGGGAGGCGAAAGCCGUGGCGUCGAUAAAGCAACGGUCGCCUCUCUCGAUGUAGCAGAAGCGUGAAGGGUUAAUGAAUGGAUAUUCAGGCGAAUCCGUGCAAACCACGGGCCGUCACGCCGGUGUCCGUAGGUGAAUGGGAAACGAGUCGCGAGCGGUCACAUCAUAAAUCGUCAUCGACGCGGCGGAUUGAUCGAUAUUGCGCCCCGCACCCGUGUCAAAAUUACACAGAGAUAACAAAUUAAUUUUCCGAUCGCCUCGCGAAACCCGUCGAACGCACCCGUUCGUGCUCGUUCCGGCAAAUUUACUCGCUGAACACGAUUUUCUCUUUAUGAAGUCUCGUUCGGAUUAACUUACUCAACUUCGCUUCGAGUUUGGGCCCGUACAAGUUGAGUUAUGUAACUUUAAGCCUAUGUUCGAGCUGUGGUAAUCCGACACGGGUAUUUAAAGCUUCCUUCAAAUCGAUUCGAGGUAACUUGACUUCAAACUUAUCUUCGUACGAAUCGAAUUACAUAUUUCAUUUAAAGUCGGUUAAGUUUAAGUAACCUGAUACGGAUAUGUGUAAAGCUUCGUUCAGAUUAGUCAAGUCGUUGGAAUUCAAGUAACUUGGCAAACCUAAACGAGACUUACAUUCGUGUUUAAUGCGACCUUUUCACGGCAAUCGACUUCUUCCAUCGUAUCUACGUAUCAAGGUAAGUGGAAUGUCUGAAAGCAACAGCGUGAAACAGCUAGAAAGCAGCCUGUUUUAUAUUUGUUCUGCUUGUUAUUCGACGCUGGUCUUGAAAUCGUUCCGAGGAAUCGCCUAGCACAGCAAUUUCGUCCACUCAGAUUGAAAUGAAGCACACGUGACAAUAGCCGUCUCGAUGGCCGGAUCUCAUUCUGCAGCCAGUAUUCCAGUUUGUCCGUUUGGCCUGUUUGCUUGCACGGUACGCCUGCGACAUUAUUCGAGCGACAAUAACUGGCCCUAUGCUCGGUGAACGAAUUUUUCGAACAAACGACCGAUUACAAAUGCGUGUUGUCCUGCUCGAUAACAAGAGACGCAAACAAACGAUAGUCGAAAACUCGUAUGAUUCGUAAUCUUAGCUUUCAAAGAGGCCCGAGUACAAUUCGUAAUGCGGAUAGAGUAAAGAUGAUUUCUCAAUGUAGAUUUUCGUGUUAUACGAGAAAACGAGAAAAGAUGCAAUUUGAAAUUAAUGAGAAGAAAUUUAAAACGUGUAUACUGUACAAUUAGUAUCCUCGCGCGUUCUGUCUUUUAUAAACAAAAUUUCAAUUUUACAAAUAAAAGUUAUUUAAAAGGUAUGUUACAUUGAAGAAACAGAAAGAAGGGGACUUUGAAUUAUUCGUACGAUUAAAUCCACAUUCAACUUCCCGAGGAAAUAAACUGGUUGCAGUUUGAAGACGAUUUUGACGAAACCCAGAGGUUGUUCAGUGCAAAAAUAUCGCGCGAAAUAUUUAACAUGUAUAUAGGAGCGUCGUUAAUAUAAACAAUUGGUUGGAAGGCUACGAAGAUAGAUUUUCGGCAGAUGAGAGCAUAAACUUCUCGAGUAUUUUUCGCGUAAAAACCUUCGAUCGUGUUCCGAUAUUAUUCGAAAUUAAAUACGGAAGUACCUUGAAACAAUGAAAACUAAUAAUAGCGGCUGCUUUUCGCGCGGUUUAUUUAUUUCCAGCGGAAUUUCCUUGUCGGCUUUAAAUAUGAGCGUUCGACGACUGGUCGAGCUGCAAGAAUUAUAUUUUCCAUAAUUAUUUCGAUUUUCCUGCUUGAAAUUUUAUAUCGUAGUAUUUAUGAUAAAACACAGAUAAAUUGAAGAUCAGCUCGUUCAUUAAGAUCAGUUCACAGGCCAAUUCGCUAGAAUAAAAUUAUUUGGUUCUUUAUAUUAUUUAUACCAAGUGGACUUGUUCAAUUAUGCGUUUCUAUUAUCAUAUAAGUGAAUUUAAUUAACUGACAAGUGUUUGCAAUUUUUCUUCGCACUGAACUGUCUGAAGGGUUUUAAUUCUUUGCACUCCAAUUCUAUUAGAACGAUUGAAAGUGAGAAUCUUAAAUUACCUUUUAUUACAGUUUAUUAUUCAAUUUGUAAAUUACAUUCAUAAAAUUCAGGUAAAAAUCUUUAUUAUUCACAUUACCUCAAGAAAGUUUAAAAUUCUUGAAGAUAGUAAUUGAAUUAAUACGUUCGGAGAGACUUAUUCGUCAUUGUUCGAGAAGCUUAAUGUUGCUAGUUUGUAGGAAUACUUUCUAUAGAUAUCAAUAUCAAGUCAAAAAUCGAUACUUCAUAAUUGCAAUGUACCCUCUAACUUUAUGAGGUGCAUCGGUCGAUAUCAAGUAUCAAAUCAAUACAGGGUGUACCGCAAUUGCCCCACGAAACGAUAUACUGUAAAUUUCGAAACACUUUGUACAAUAUAAUCGAUAAAUGGCAUAACUGAGAAAUUAUUUCGACGAUAUAUUCUAGAAAAAAAACUUAGAAACACCCGGUAUCGGUAUAGUAGAUACCCCAAGUUCCAAUAAUUCUCACUUAACACGCAACGAUAUCCACAUAAAAUUAAAAAUGAUAUAUCAUUAAUUGGAAGGAGUAGCUCCUAUCGAUAUCAAAUAUCUAGACAAAAUUUCUAUAUGAAUGUCUAUAAAUCGUAAAAUGCGAGCAAAGAUGAAUUGGAGUGGAAAGAGUGAAACUCGAGCAUAAGUAGCGGCCGGUUGUCUUUUGUUUUAGUUGGUUUCCCCUAUGUUUGCCCGAGUUUCGGCUUUGCAUGGCACGUUGCAUCAUCACCAUCGUCAUCAUCAUCGUUCGGUACAGAGCUCGCCAUGUCCCUCGCGGUCGCCUAGCAGAACGGCGUCUCUCUGCGACGCUAGUUCCGGUUAUGAAUCGACCAGGAGCCACCUAGGCCCUCACUAUAGCGACUACAACAUGCCCAGGAAUAAUUCGCCUGUGUUGAAAUACAACAGCCUAAAGCCACGACGAAGGAAGCACAAACGUUCGCAAUUCUAUUCACUGAGAAUGUGUCGCAGGCACGAGAACAACGUGCACAGGAAGUAUCAGCUUUACGCUAUUCCGAUAUACAAGUGCCCUCAUAAGAACGGAAGUACCAGUACGAUCACGACUAUCGUCAGAUCUGGUACACCGUCUUUAUCCACCAACCAAUCGGAUCAGAAUCAAAAUUUUAAUGAAAGUUCGAACGAAAGUCGUUCGAACAAGGAUCAAUCGGACGAGAAACAGUCGAAUCCGACAGUGGCACCGCCACCGCCGAUUCCAGCGCCAAGAAAGUUGAAGAAGACCGAUCCCUCGAAGCACACCUAUCAAAACGUCCCCCCUCCCGUUUUUCCACCGAAAAACAUCUCGUUGCCGAGGACCAAGGUUUGUCGACUACUCGUGUUCCUUCCUAUGUACGUUAAGUACCCGUAUUCGUAGCAGUUCGUGAAGAACCGUUGCUGCCGCCCCCCAGGAGAUCGCUCGUUUCUUGCGAAGCUGUUGAAACGAACACACUGGGAUUGAUCGUCCGCAGGGUGAUCGAUCGAUCGGACCAAUCGUUCGUUCUUGUGUUCUAUCUACGUAUCUAUCUUGUUUUUACAACAUGUUUUUCGAGCUGGAUAAGAUGCAUGUUCUUUGAAGGACGGGUUUAUUUACAGUGGGAGAGAAAAAUGGAGAGGAUUUGUGGAACAUUUGUUUGAUUGGUUUGAUCAUGCGUUUUGAAGGAAUGUUAUGUAGUUUUGAAAGGAAAUAUAUCGUAAUACUGUUAGGUAACAGGAUGUGCCACGUAAUCGGAACAGAGCUGUAGAAGGAAAGAUUUGAUUAUUAAAUAAAAUUACAGAAAAAGGUUAGAUAUUCAAUUUUUCCACCGAAUAAAAUCAUUUUCCAUUCGCGAGAUAAUAAUGUCACUAAUCAGCGAUUUCUAUUCGAUUAAUUUCCUAUUGAUUUAAGAUACAGCGCCUGUAUGAUUUUCAUGUCGCGAUCAGUCAACAUUUUAAAAACAAAUGAUUAACGUUAAGAAAUUAAAAGACAAGGGCUUUGUUUAACAAACAUGUUAUGAUCGAAAAAUCAAAUUUUCGCCAUUUCCAUUCUUUCAUGCAUCUUAAUUACCAACUCGGUCGAUAUUCAACGAUUGUUCAAUAUCAGCCAACGAUCUCACUCGUUCGAUCACAUCCCAUCGACCUCGUGUAAUUAGUCUACGCUUGGUUCGACCAUUUUCUUGAAUUACCCACUGCUCAAGUCGUAUAAUGAACCAACGACGUUUAUUCAAGAGUAGAAGCGAAAGAAUUUUAAAAUUCAUAAGUAUUAGUCAUUUGUUUAAAUACUUUAAAUUAAACAAUCCUCUUUUAUUUAUAUCGCUGUUGAAUAACAUUUGGAAGAAAAGCUACGUUAUACGUAUUUUGUGCAUAGUUAUUUAUGCAUUGCUCGAUUAUGGUAUAAGUUAUAGUACUUUUGUGGUAUAUUUUGAAAAAAGAAAAUAUAUAUAUAUAUAUGUAAUCCCAACAGUUCUGAGAUGACAAUUUAUGUUUUGCAAUUGAAUUUUUUUCUACCAUUUUAUCGCGACCAAGAUUUAGGCAGCAGCAACGAUGUUCUGGAACAUUGCAUACAAAAGUAAAUCCUAUCCCUUAAGCACCAGUUUCUAAUAAUUAGCAUCGCACCUACUGCAUGAGUACGAUUUACGUGUCCGCAAUAGAUAUAAAACAGCAGCUUCGAGCAAAUAGGAGGUAGAGUUGCCGGAGUUGCCGAGUUAUAAUCGGAAAUCAUAUUUUCCCUGCUAAGCUGGAUCUGGCCACCUAUGUAGCGACCGUCCUUG